Molecule: messenger RNA, 3056 nt
Organism: Melanotaenia boesemani (Boeseman's rainbowfish)
Lineage: Eukaryota; Metazoa; Chordata; Actinopteri; Atheriniformes; Melanotaeniidae
Gene: iqck
Product: IQ motif containing K
Exons: 9
Coding region: 152-988 (278 amino acids)
Molecular function (GO): protein binding
Source: RefSeq, a predicted model, not a curated record
ACCUACUAAAGGACAUUUUAAAAUGAAUUAUGUAUGAUAAUAUUCAACUAUUCUCGUUUUCCAAGCCGAUUAUACCGGAAGUUUAGAAGUAGGUACUUCCUUGGCAACCAAAAUUUCCCUGGAAACCAUUCAACACACAGGGCAAAUAAUAAUGACACAGACUAACGGUGCAAGAAAAUCCCUUUGGCAACAAGUGUGUGAAGAAUUUGAAGCGGAUCUGCCCAGUCCACACAGUGCUGUUUGGACAAAUAGCAGCUCUGUAAACUCUCAGCUUUCUGGCUCCCCCAUCUUCCCCAGAAUCACAAGAAACAAGGUUUCUGUGGAUGGUGCUCCUCUCAAAGAUGUUGACCCCCCUGUUUUCCACCCUGCAUCCUCUGGUUACUCUGAGUUAAUAAAAGCUCAGCCUUGUCAUCAGAAGCAUCCUGCAUCAUCUUCUGAAAUUUUUGAAAGUUCUGUCACAAGUUUCUUGGAGAAGAGGGUGUUUCCUGUGUUGCUACCUGGACUGGAAGCUUUGCUCAGAGAAGCCCACAAAAAUGGCUGUUUUGAGAAGAAAAUAACAUCAUUUAUCCCCUGUGACUUUCUAACUGAGUGGCUAUACAAUAAUAACCCCUGCAGGCAGGGACAGAUCCCAGUGAACUUUCAUGACAUUCCUUUUGUAAAGAACUGGCACACCAUGCACCCCAGGCCUCCCAUCCCUCUGCUUCUGCUCCUGAGUGAGGAACAGGCUGCACUGCUCAUCCAGGCUUUCUGGAGGGGAUAUAAGAUCAGGGCUCGGCCAGAUGUGCAGGAGCUGCGCCAAUGGCAGAGGGAGCUGAGGUGGAACCAUGACCUUGCCAAAACUGUUGAACAGUUCUGGGCGCGACAAGAGAUGCGAGUGGGGGUGACGAUGACAGAUCCUCUGGAAAGCCCCCAGCCCGGCAGCUCUGCUGUGUCCUUCAAGGCGGUUUCCCCCCCACCCUUCACAACUCAGAGCGUGGUCCACAGCUGAGAAAUUUCCUGGCUGUAUCUGUUGAAAAAUCCCAGACUCCAUCUUAACAUUGCAGAGGCAAUAGCACAGUUAACUGAAAUCAUUAGCUGUGUGUACAGGGUUUUCUUGGUAUUUUAAAGGCUAUUAAAGAAUGUUAACUAGAUGUAUACCUGACCAAAGUGAUCCAUCAAAUAAGCCAUUGAAAAGAUCUGUAACCAGUUGGCUAUGCAGAAAUUUAUGAUCCAAGAUCUGUGUCUAAUCAUUUUAUUGCUCCCUUUGCCUCUUUGAUGUAUUGCUUCCUUUCAUGAGUCUUACCCAACAAAUGAAUACCAUACAGCUCAGCUCCCAUUAUGCUGUCAGGGGGGAACCUCCUGUAACAGACUUAAUAUUUUCUCUCUGCACCGCCAGCUGAUUUCUGACCACAGAUAACCAUAUUUCCUUGAUCUGUAUUUUCCUUUUUUAUUGACAGUUCAUAUCGUUUUACAAAAGAGGUUACAGCAUUCUCACUCAAGCCAGAAAUUAGGGCCAUAGUGAGAGAUGACUUGGCAUCUAGAGCAGCACUUUCUAUCCUGUUUACCAGGAAAGGAAAUUAUCCUGUCAGGGGAACAGAGAAUUAAAUCAUUUCUAAAACAUCACUAACAAAACUGGUGGCUGACUGACAACUUUCUAACACGGAGCAAAAAGUCAUGCUCUCCUCAGGUCUUCAGUCUUUCAGUAAUACAAGUUUGAUAGGUUGUCCCAUUUAACUUGGUAAUACAUUUUUUUAUAUGUUAAAAUAAGACAAAAAAAAAGUAGUAAUCUGCAAACUUACCGAUAGAAUAAUGUCUCCACCAUGUUGACAUUUUGGAUCAGAAGGUUAACAUUUCAUCAAACACACAACAUCCAAAUGCUUGGCAUGUUUUUCUCAUGCUGCAUUUUGUUCUGUGUAUGAUCACAUGACAGCAGAGCCGUUACGGUAGACUUUUUGCAUUGCUCCCUGCUCAGUCCUACACCUUCAACUCUCUGCUUUUUGUGUCUGGUAAUGAUCAAACAUCUUUUGAAAUGUCACAGAAUAGCUCAUGAAAUCUGAUUUGCCAAAUUAAAAAGGCUGCAUGUUGCUCAACUGACUGCACUUUUCUGCUGUCUUUCAUGCCAAACUAUAACUGUGAAGGUUAUAGAAGUCCUGUCCUCACUGCCUGUCAAUUAAACUUAGUAAGUCAAGUGCGCUUUUGGCAUAUUUCCAUCCUGCGUACCUGAGAAAAUGCUCUGCAGUAUCGUGGUAAACAGCUUUCAUGACCCUCCCCAUGUCUGAUGUGCGCUGCCUUUAAAGUGAGACGUGAGGAGGGUCAACACAUAUCUCCCUUUGCAGGUAUGUGGGUGCCUGGUAGACAGCUGCCACUGGGUAAGGUGAUAAAACAGACCAAUUCAUUCUGGAGACAUCUGAUAGCAGAGCCAGCUCCACAGAGUCUAGCAGGACUUGGCCCGAUUGAAACUGGAUCACACAGCCACAGAGUGGAGGUGGCACCAGGCUGUCACAGCAUAGCCAGAUAACAGCUGGUUCUGGGCUCCAAGCUGGAGGUAGAAGUGUAGAUUACAACUGUGUUUACACAUAGAAAUACUGGCUUUACUUAGAAAAAACUGCUGCAUUUCAUGUCUGUGUGGGCUGGAAAAGAAGAAAAAGAAACAAGAAAAUUAACCUCUGCUUUCAACUCAUCACUAGUUACACUAGGAGCAGUGGAAAGCCAUAUGACGCUUGUAGAGCAGUUUGGUGGUUAACAGCCUUGCUCAGGGGCCCAGAGUUGUUUACCUUGGUUGCCAAUCCGGAGAAUAUAAAAUUAAUGUAAUAUUACAAUGAAAAUGUUUUUGUUAGCUUGAAAUGUACAGUAUAACAGACAUUUCUCAGGCCCCCAACUUGCAGGAUGCUGUUGAAUUCACCGGAGUCAAAUUCCUUGUUUGUGCAUACAGACUUGGCUAAAUAAAUUAUUCUGAUUUUGACUGAACUAAAUGGGAAGUAAUUUUGUAACAGCAACAUAACAUAUUUUAAGAAGAAAGUAAAUAUUAGGUAAAUAAAAAUGUUUGUGUUAAAAAUGAAUAAAAGUUAAGUUAUCUU